Messenger RNA from Alnus glutinosa, 2124 nucleotides. RefSeq names its product fatty acid amide hydrolase. Gene Ontology annotation, molecular function: N-(long-chain-acyl)ethanolamine deacylase activity. Lineage: Eukaryota; Viridiplantae; Streptophyta; Magnoliopsida; Fagales; Betulaceae. The record is from RefSeq and is a predicted model, not a curated record. Bases 122 to 1948 code for a protein of 608 amino acids. Gene Ontology annotation, biological process: N-acylethanolamine metabolic process. Gene Ontology annotation, cellular component: membrane. The transcript is spliced from 21 exons.
CAGUGCACCGCAACGUCAUUAUAUGGAGUGCAGCGCCAUUAUAUGACAGCAAGAUCAACCAGCUCACUGCCAUCCUACACACGCUGACUCUCUCUCUCUCUCUCUCUCUCUCUGUUCAAGGAUGGCAAAGAGACACGUCAUGGUUCCUGCCGAGGAGGUUGACUUGUCCACCGUCAAAUACGAUUCUGAAGCAAUCCAAGCCCCACAUUUGACGGGGUUCGUGUUCAAGUUGUUCGUUAGGAUAAUUGAAGCGCCAGUGAUAGGUUCUCUGAUCGUAUCUCAUUUGAAGAAGCAGAACAGAUUUGUUCAGAUGAUGCGCAAUACUGUGAUCCCAGAGUCACCCAUGUUUAAACCUGAAUUCCCUCCUCAAGAACCGGAAACUGGGGUUGUUGCCGUUGAUGAGGAUGGGAAUCCGGAAGACCGAGUUGAAUCAGCCUUGAAGUGUCUUCCACAUUACGAUCUUGCUGGACGCUGGAAUGGGGAUCAAGCUCCACCAUUCCAGUACUGGAAGAUACGUGAUUAUGCUUAUGCUUAUCGGUCUGGGCUUGUGACCCCAUCUAUAGUGGCAGAGCGCAUCAUCCCAAUUAUCGAGGAGUUCAGCAAUAAGAAGCCCCUGGCCCCUUUAUUGAUUUCAUUUGAUGCCGAGGAAGUUAGGAAGCAAGCUGCAGCUUCUACAGAAAGGUUUGAGGAAGGAAAGCCAUUAUCUAUAUUGGACGGGAUUUUCAUGGCGAUCAAGGAUGAUAUAGAUUGCCUUCCUCAUCCAUCUAAGGGUGGUAGUACAUGGCUGCAUGAGGUUCGGUCUGUUAAAAAGGAUGCAGUUUCUGUUUCAAAAUUGCGUAGCUGUGGUGUAAUCUUUUUAGGGAAGGCAAAUAUGCAUGAAUUUGGCAUGGGUACAACUGGAAAUAAUCCUAAUUAUGGGACAACAAGAAAUCCUCAUGCACCUGAAAGGUAUACUGGUGGAUCUUCCUCAGGUCCAGCAGCAAUUGUAGCCUCUGGGCUAUGUUCUGCUGCACUUGGAACAGAUGGCGGAGGUUCAAUCCGUAUUCCGUCCUCCCUUUGUGGAGUAGUGGGCUUCAAGACAACAUUUGGACGGACGAAUAUGCAAGGAUCAACAUGUGAUUGUGGGACUGUGGAAAUUCUUGGACCAAUUGCGUCAUCAGUGGAGGAUGUCAUGCUAGUGUAUGCAGCAAUCUUGGGCUCUUCUCCUGCAGAUAGAAUUAGUUUGAAACCGUCCGUACCUUGUUUGCCCAUACUGUCAUCAUAUGAUGGUUUAAAUGCUUUGGGAUCAUUGCGACUGGGAAAGUAUACAGCGUGGUUUAAUGAUGUAAAUUCGACUGAUAUCUCUGAUAAGUGUGAAGAUGUUCUAGAUCUGUUGUGCAAAACUCAUGGUUGUGAAACGGUGGAAAUUGUUAUACCUGAGCUCCAAGAGAUGCGAAAUGCUCAUCUUGUUUCAAUUGGAGCUGAAAUGCUGUGCUCUGUAAAUCCUGAUUGUGAUGAUGGGAAAGGUGUGAGAAUGGCAUAUGAUACUCGGACUAGUUUGGCACUUUUUCGAUCAUUUACUGCAUCAGACUAUGUUGCUGCCCAGUGUCUUAGGCGAAGGAUUAUGUACCAUCAUAUGGAGAUCUUCAAGAAGGUCGAUGUCAUAGUGACCCCAACAACUGGAAUGACAGCUCCCAUAAUACCUCCUAGUGCAAUUCAAUUUGGGGAGACAGAUAUGCAGGUUACAGGUUAUCUUAUGCGGUUUAUCCUUGCGGCAAAUCUUCUUGGACUUCCUGCCAUUUCUGUGCCUGUCGGUUAUGAUAAACAAGGACUUCCAAUAGGUUUGCAACUAAUCGGCCGUCCGUGGGGUGAGGCUUCGCUUUUGCGCGUGGCUUCUGCAAUAGAGGAACUCUGCUUGAAGUCUAAGAAGAGGCCUGUAUCUUUUUAUGAUGUUCUGAAGACUAACUGAAGUGCUCUGGCUUACCUUUGUUCAUAGUUUUAACAUUGUGGAAGCUCUCCCUAUUGUGAUUGUCACUUGACAAAAGACUCUUACUGUGCUAUAUCAAUUGGUCCAGACCUCUUUGGUGAGAUCGAUCCAAUGUCACAAUAAAAUAUCCUUCAAAAAAUAAUUAUUGACUGUGAUCA